UUUUGAGUUGGAUACUUUAAUAAGAUAUCAGAGUCUGUCCGCUUAUAAAUAAAUGUUCAUAUUCAUGCCUAAAAUAUAUCCAUUUUGUCGACCAUCAUUUAGGCAUUAGCGCUAGCUCUUUGUCUCUCCUCACCAAUCGAUCAAAUCAAAUGGCCAGCCCUGUUAUUUUGGAAGAUGUUGAGAAAGUGCGCCAACUUGCUAAGGUAAUAUGGUACAAAGAAGUAGACGCAAUAAAAAGCAUCAACUUCCCAUCCGAACAGGAACGCUCCAAAUACCUCAGAGAUUGCCGAGACAAUCACAACACCGUGGAAGGCCUUUUGGACCAAGGAGUUGAGUUGCAAAAAAAGUACCAGAACGAUGCUGUUCGUUAUCCCAUCGCCGAGGACAUCUUCUUGUACAUCGUGUAUUGCGCCAACAGUGCACUCCAAACUGUUCGCAACUGCACGGUGAGGAAGGAUUAUUUGAGUAAAAUAAGCACUCACGUGGAAUCCCUCAUCAAGGAAUUGGGAAAUCUGAACACGGGGAAUCCGAGCGAUGUGUCGACUCUGAAAGAGGAAGCAGCCAAAUACAAGGAAUCUAUGUUGAAAUUUAUCAACAAGUAUCGAAGUUCUGCGUCAACUGAGUUCUCGCGAUGGGUCAACCAGCAGGGCCUCACGUUUGACAAACUUGUGCAAAAAUACCAGUACAUUCGUGGACUUGGUGGGCUUUUCAAAGACCUGAAAGAGGAAGACAAGAUACUGGUGUAUGACGAUAUCAUGCAGGCAUCUGGGCGGGGAAGUGUUAUAAAGUCAUGGUUAUCCAAGGCAAAGUCAAUUGGUGGCGCUGCGGUGGUAGUUAUCACCGCAGGCCUGAUGGUGUGGGACAUAUAUUCGUCUGACCACAAGAUUCAAACCGCGACACACGAUGCCGUAGUCAGCACAGCAGCGAUGGGUGGAGCGAUAUUGGGGGAUAUUAUUGGAGCUGCGAUCGCAACCGAUUUGGUUGGUGUGGAGGCAACAUCUAUGUUCGUGGCCAUGGCAGGAUUUGCGACUGGCCUUUUAGGAGCCUUUAUCCUGGCCGGAAUCGCUGGUGGCUUGAUCGAGUUGAUUAUCGGCUCUGGUGGCACCACCGAUAUCAAGACCGACAACCAUAAGUGCUACGUCGCGCCCAUGCCUGAUGGCGUGGUUCUUGCUCGUCAAAUUGCGCAUAAUUAAAAAAAAAAAAAAAA
Molecule: messenger RNA, 1207 nt
Organism: Camellia sinensis
Lineage: Eukaryota; Viridiplantae; Streptophyta; Magnoliopsida; Ericales; Theaceae
Source: RefSeq, a predicted model, not a curated record